CCUCCCCAGAAAACCCACCUUAGAGCCGACCCCUCAAAAACCCAAAACCCCUUCUUUUUAUCAAGCAAGUUGACGGCGGCGGUUCCGUUGACGGCGGUUUUCGUUGGCGUUGGCGAUUUCAGCGACAGAAGCAGUUAACUUUGAUUUCUAGUGGCGGCGGCGGCGGCGGUCCGAUUUCAGCUGGCGGCGUUUUGAUUUCAGUGACCAAUGGCUACGCUUGGGCAGUCUCCAAGAAUUGACUUCUUACAGUGGAAGGGUACAAGAAGAAAUAGGACUAUUUACCUUAGAAAUUUUCAUCAAAGAAGAUGCCAAAAUAUUUCUCGAAGCUUCAGCCCUGGACAACUCCCCAGGAUAUCUAUUGAUAACUCCAUAUUGAAACUCCCUCUUUUAUCAUGCGCAAGAGCUGUGGCCUCAAAGGGCUCACAGAGUGCAUUGGCUGUAGAACACAAGUCAUUCAAUGAGAUCAUACACUUCUAUCGCCUCCCUCUGCUUCAAGAGAGUGCUGCUGCCGAGCUUCUGAAGCAAGUGCAAGCCAAGAUUUCUUGUGAUAUUAUCGAUAUAAAGACCGAACAAUGCUUCAAUAUCGGAGUAGGUUGCGUCUUAUCCAAUGAGAAACUUGGUAUUCUCAAGUGGCUUCUGCAGGAAACUUACGAGCCAGAGAACUUACAAAAUGUGAGUUUUUUGGAAAAAAUUUCAAGUGGAUCAGCUGUAUUGGUUGAGGUGGGGCCUAGGAUGUCUUUUACGACAGCAUGGUCAGCAAAUGCUGUAUCAAUUUGCCAAGCUUGUAAUUUAACAGAAAUAACCCGGAUGGAGAGAUCUAGACGGUAUCUUUUACAACUGAGGCCAGGAAGCAACCCGUUGGAGGAGAGUCAGGUUAAAGACUUUGUUGCCAUGGUUCAUGAUAGAAUGACAGAGUGUCUUUAUCCUUCCAAGUUGAAAUCUUUUGAGAUCAAUACUGUUCCAGAGGCUGUUACCGUGGUUCCGAUCAUAGAGAGAGGAAGAGAGGCACUAGAAGAAAUUAACACUAAAAUGGGUCUAGCAUUUGAUGAACAAGACAUCCAAUACUAUACCAGACUCUUCAAAGAUGAUAUUAAGAGAAAUCCAACUACUGUUGAGCUUUUCGACAUUGCUCAGUCGAAUAGUGAGCACAGCCGCCAUUGGUUUUUCAACGGCAAACUUGUGAUAGAUGGAGAAGAUAUGAGCAAUACUUUGUUCCAGAUUGUGAAGAGUACUCUGAAAGCCAACCCGAAUAAUUCAGUCAUCGGAUUUAAAGAUAACUCGAGUGCAAUCAAGGGAUUCACUGUAAAUUCAUUGCGUCCAUUAUUACCUGGAUUGGUCUCCCCUUUACUUAGUUCAGUUCGUGAGCUUGAUGUGUUGCUUACAGCUGAAACACAUAAUUUUCCAUGUGCAGUUGCUCCUUACCCUGGAGCUGAAACUGGUGCUGGAGGUAGAAUUAGAGACACUCAUGCAACUGGAAGAGGUUCUUUUGUGGUUGCUUCAACUGCUGGUUAUUGUGUCGGGAAUCUUCAGAUUGAAGAUUCAAGUGCUCCAUGGGAAGAUUCCUCUUUUGCUUACCCGUCAAACUUGGCUCCUCCUCUUCAGAUUCUAAUAGAUGCAAGUGAUGGAGCAUCAGACUAUGGCAACAAAUUUGGAGAGCCUUUAAUUCAAGGGUAUACAAGGACAUUUGGAUUGAGGCUCCCAAAUGGAGAGCGGCGAGAAUGGUUAAAACCAAUUAUGUUCAGUGGCGGAAUUGGGCAAAUCGAUCACGCUCAUAUUAAAAAAGGUGAACCGGAGGUUGGAAUGCUAGUUGUGAAGAUUGGAGGUCCAGCUUAUAGAAUCGGCAUGGGAGGUGGAGCUGCUUCAAGCAUGGUUAGUGGACAAAAUGAUGCAGAGCUCGACUUUAAUGCUGUUCAAAGAGGGGAUGCGGAGAUGGCACAAAAGCUCUAUAGAGUUGUUCGUGCUUGUGUUGAAAUGGGGGAGACAAAUCCUAUUAUUAGCAUUCAUGAUCAAGGAGCCGGAGGCAAUUGCAAUGUCGUGAAGGAGAUUAUUUACCCGAAGGGAGCUGAAAUUGAUAUUCGGGCUAUAGUAGUUGGAGAUCAUACGAUGUCGGUUUUAGAGAUAUGGGGUGCUGAGUACCAAGAACAGGACGCUUUAUUAGUGAAGCCUGAAAGCCGGGAGUUACUGGAGUCAAUAUGUGAAAGAGAAAGGGUUUCGAUGGCAGUUAUUGGUACUAUUAGCGGCAGUGGACGAGUUGUAUUGGUUGAUAGUUCAGCCACUGAACAUUCUUCUCCUGUGGAGGAUCUUGAACUAGAAAAAGUACUUGGAGACAUGCCUCAAAAAGUUUUCGAAUUCAAACGAAUGCCACAAGUACAUCAACCUCUUGAUAUUGCCCCUGGAGUUACCUUUAUGGAUUCAUUGAAGAGGGUAUUGAGACUUCCCUCAGUUUGCUCGAAGCGAUUCUUGACGACUAAAGUAGAUAGAUGUGUAACUGGUUUAGUAGCACAACAACAGACGGUUGGUCCAUUGCAACUUCCACUUUCAGAUGUUGCUGUUAUCGCCCAGACUUAUACUGACCUAACUGGCGGUGCUUGUGCAAUUGGUGAACAGCCCAUAAAGGGUUUAUUAAACCCAAAGUCAAUGGCGAGAUUGGCUGUUGGUGAAGCAUUGACAAACUUGGUUUGGGCGAAAGUUACAUCACUUGGUGAUGUUAAAGCCAGCGGAAACUGGAUGUAUGCUGCUAAGCUCGAUGGAGAAGGAGCAGAUAUGUAUGAUGCUGCAGUUGCUUUAUCAGAGUCCAUGAUUGAAUUGGGUAUUGCUAUAGAUGGGGGAAAAGAUAGUCUCUCAAUGGCAGCUCAUGUUGCUGGUGAAGUCGUCAAGGCUCCUGGAAAUUUGGUCAUUAGCGCAUAUGUUACUUGUCCUGAUAUAACACUGACGGUAACUCCAGACUUGAAGCUAGGAGAUAAUGGUGUUCUGCUUCAUAUUGAUCUUAGUAAAGGAAAACGAAGGUUGGGUGGUUCAGCUCUUGCUCAGGCUUUUGGUCAAGUUGGCAAUGAAUCUCCUGAUCUGAAUGAUGUGGCUUACUUAAAGAAAGUGUUUGAUACUAUUCAGGAGUUGCUUGGCGAAAAACUAAUUUCUGCUGGCCAUGAUAUAAGUGAUGGUGGAAUCAUUGUUACUGUUCUUGAAAUGGCAUUUGCUGGAAAUUGUGGCGUGCAGUUGAACAUGAGCACGAGGGGUUAUAGUCUUAUUGAAACUCUCUUCGCCGAAGAGCUUGGUCUUGUUCUUGAGGUCAGUUCGGAAAAUCUCGAUCAAGUUAAUCAAAAGCUUCAAUCAUCCGAGAUUUCAGCUGAUAUCAUUGGGAAAGUUACUUCAUUGCCGCUUAUAGAAUUAUCAGUUGAUGGAACACAACAGUUGAAGGAGGAAACAUCUUAUCUUAGGGAUUUAUGGGAGGAAACUAGUUUUCAGCUGGAAGGGCUCCAAAGGCUAGCUUCCUGCGUAAAGUCGGAGAAAGAAGGAUUGAAGAGUAGAGUAACACCUUCAUGGGAGCUAUCUUUCACUCCCAAGGUUACCGAUACAAAAAUUAUGGCUUCAAAUGUGAAACCAAAAGUAGCUAUAAUUCGUGAAGAAGGGAGUAACGGUGAUAGAGAAAUGUCUGCAGCAUUUUAUGCUGCAGGAUUUGAACCUUGGGAUAUAACAAUGUCUGAUCUUCUUAAUGGCCGUGCUUCUUUAAAUGAAUUUCGUGGGAUUGCUUUUGUUGGAGGCUUUAGCUAUGCAGAUGUACUCGAUUCAGCUAAAGGUUGGUCUGCAUCAAUAAGAUUCAACAAGCCUCUCCUUAGUCAAUUUCGAGAGUUUUACAACCGACCCGAUACUUUUAGUCUUGGAGUUUGCAAUGGUUGUCAACUUAUGGCUUUACUUGGAUGGGUUCCUGGAGCUAAUAUCGAAGAUAUUAAACAGCCGAGGUUUAUUCACAAUGAAUCAGGCCGCUUUGAGUGUCGGUUUACAAGUGUUAAAAUAGGUGAUUCUCCUGCUAUUAUGUUUAAAGGUAUGGAAGGUAGUUCAUUAGGUGUUUGGUCUGCUCAUGGUGAAGGUCGUGCAUAUUUCCCCGAUGAUGAUGUUAAAAAUGGAAUUCUUGAGUCUAAUUUGGCCCCUUUGAGAUAUUGCGAUGAUGGUGGAAAUAUAACUGAGAAUUAUCCCUUCAAUCCGAAUGGUUCUCCUUUGGGGGUUGCAGCCCUUUGUUCUCCUGAUGGGAGGCAUCUCGCUAUGAUGCCACAUCCAGAACGAUGUUUCAUGAUGUGGCAGUUUCCUUGGUAUCCGAAGGAAUGGGAAGUUGAUAAGAAAGGUCCGAGUCCAUGGCUUCGGAUGUUUCAGAAUGCUCGGGAGUGGUGUUCUUGAGACAGAUUCUCAAAGACAAGUAUUUUUCAGUUGCAGAGUUGUAUCUGAAGUGUGAUGAAAUAACUUGUUUCCUCCAAGCGCUUUCCUUGGCUUGAUCUUUUCACAACGAAAUUUUGCGAGGAAUUUUCAAGAAAUAACAGUUGAAAGAGAUUCGCUUAUGUAAUUUUAUCAGUUAGGUAGGCAGUGGGAAAAUGUAAUCUCUGUCAGUCAAUUGGAUUUGGGGCAACAUUAUUUUGCUUAAUUUUCUCUUUUGACUGUCCUGUGCAAGUAUUUUGAUCAUUAAGUUUCGUUAAAUGUCUAUGCUUUGUUAUUGAUGGAUUACAUACAAUGACUCAAAUAAAUUACAUAUAAACAUGUAAAUCUCUUGUUUA
Messenger RNA from Asparagus officinalis (garden asparagus), 4760 nucleotides. Its product is annotated as probable phosphoribosylformylglycinamidine synthase, chloroplastic/mitochondrial. The transcript is spliced from 5 exons. Gene Ontology annotation, biological process: 'de novo' IMP biosynthetic process. The record is from RefSeq and is a predicted model, not a curated record. Gene Ontology annotation, molecular function: phosphoribosylformylglycinamidine synthase activity. Lineage: Eukaryota; Viridiplantae; Streptophyta; Magnoliopsida; Asparagales; Asparagaceae. Bases 208 to 4389 code for a protein of 1393 amino acids.